This is a messenger RNA of Silurus meridionalis, 4357 nucleotides long. It is a transcript of the gene zbtb47a, whose product is annotated as zinc finger and BTB domain containing 47a. Gene Ontology annotation, molecular function: protein binding; DNA-binding transcription factor activity, RNA polymerase II-specific; RNA polymerase II cis-regulatory region sequence-specific DNA binding. The record is from RefSeq and is a predicted model, not a curated record. Gene Ontology annotation, biological process: regulation of transcription by RNA polymerase II. NCBI's taxonomy places the organism in Eukaryota, Metazoa, Chordata, Actinopteri, Siluriformes, Siluridae. The coding region runs from base 484 to 2427 and encodes 647 amino acids. The transcript has 6 exons. Gene Ontology annotation, cellular component: nucleus.
AGCACGGGGAUGCGCAUGCGGCACUCCACACGGGGGGGUGGGAGAAAUAGAGAGAAAAAGAAAAAAAGAGAGAUGGAGAUGUGCCUGUUUUCUGGUGGUUGACACACUCUUUUUGGACCUACCACUUUAUUAUAAAUGCGCGUCAGUCCAGAUUUUUUGACGUGAAGCCCAAAUUAUAGGGUGGGAAUAAAACACGGGACACCUUUUAGAGGACUAAAUAUGCAGGCGCGCGCGGAGGGAAAUCGCACCUCUGUCGCUUUAACUGCACCGGACCGGAGCGACCCAUAUGAUUUCCGAGCUCCAAUCACCAGUUUCCCUUCAUUCCACACGCGAACAUGGCGAAGAAAAAGGGCAGGAGCGUGAACGGAAAGGACGCCGCGCCGAAGAAGUGAAGUCUGAACUCGGUUCUUUCAUGGAGAGAGACAGCGCGCGCCCCGGGGAGGAGACUCGGAGCUGGAUUGCACCAAAGCGCACAGGAUUAACAUGCUGAUAUUGGAGAAGACCGCUGAGCACCCUUCAGGGGAGUACUCCGUGGUGGAGGAUAUGGCCCUGCACUGCACUUUCCUGAUGGAGCGUCUGAACGAGCAGCGCUUGCUUCAGCCAGACCUGUGCGACGUGGACAUUGUGCUUCAGCGCCACAAGGCCACCUUCCAGGCACACAAGGGUGUGUUGGCGGCCUACAGCCCGUUUUUCCACUCGCUCUUCGCCUCUAGUAAAGAGCUACAGCGUGUGGAGCUGUCUCUGGAGGCACUCCGACCACAGGGAUUUGUGCAGAUUCUUGACUUCAUCUACACCUCUAGGCUGCUUGUGAACAAUGGAAAUGUGCGCGAUGUGCUACGUGCCGCCACCGUGCUCCAGAUGGCCAAUGUUGCGUCGUCAUGCCGCGAGCUGCUGUCACGUGGCUCGCUGCGAGACGAGCAGCCCGAGCGGGAUAUCCAGACCUGGAGCAACAGCAAUGGAAACGGAGCAGGCGGUGACUCGAAUUUAUCAGUGGAGAUCAAACAGGAACAGGAUGUGACCAGCGCCAAGAUCUUUGGCACAAAGAGCGAAAGAAGCCCAUGUGUUGCACACAUUGGAGAACGACAGCACUUGGGGACAGGCAAGGAGGAAUGUAAUAUGGAGGUAUUGGAAGAUUCCUUCAACAGGAAGCAGAUCAUUGUCGAGCUUAAUCUCAACAACCAGACUCUAAAUCUAUCCAAAGGACUGGAAGGAAGCUGUUCCUCUAAGGCACCCUUUGGCUUCGAGGCCGAGAAGGACACCGGCGACUCGGAGGAGGACCGAGAACAAAGCGAGGAUGAGGUACCUGGAGGGACGAGCGAGGACGAGGCAGGAGACGCGGCACGUCUGGAUUUCAGCGCUCCCAAAUUCCUGCCUCGAAUAUCUCGCAGGCAAACCGGAUCCUCGGUAGAUGCCAUGGUUACUAUGAGGACAAGUAUGCGUGUAAGGCAUGGAGGACGUGGGGGUGUGCGGCGUGAGGAGGAGGAGGAAGAGGAAGUGCUUGAACAGAGACUGGAGGAGAGGCGGAGCUUCCCGUGCGUGAGGUGCCCACAGGUCUUUACCAACAGCUGGGACAUGGAGAUGCACACCAACGUCGAACACAACUACAUGCAGGGAUGUGACAAGUGUGGCACUCGCUUUCUUCUGGAUAGUGAGCUGCUCCUGCAUCAGCAGACAGACUGUGAGAAAAAUUUACAGUGUCCUACCUGUGGCAAAGACUUCAAGAAGCUUUGGUCACUGCACGAGCACAAUAAAAUUGUCCACGGUUACGCCGAGAAAAAGUUCACUUGUGAGAUAUGCGGGAAGAAAUUCUUUACAAUGGCUCACGUUCGCAAGCACAUGGUUGCUCACACGAAGGAAAUGCCGUUCACCUGCGAGACGUGUGGCAAGUCUUUCAAACGCAGCAUGUCUCUCAAAGUCCACUUCCUUCAGCAUUCAGGAGAGAAACCCUUCACGUGUGAGAAUUGCAACGAACGAUUUCAGUACAAGUAUCAACUCCGGUCGCAUAUGAGCAUCCACAUCGGCCACAAGCAGUUCAUGUGUCAGUGGUGCGGCAAAGACUUCAACAUGAAGCAGUACUUCGACGAACACAUGAAAACUCACACAGGUGAGAAGCCGUACAUAUGCGAGAUCUGCGGGAAAAGCUUCACCAGUCGUCCCAACAUGAAGCGACAUCGGCGCACGCACACCGGCGAGAAGCCAUACCCGUGCGAGACGUGCGGCCAGCGAUUCCGCUUCUCCAACAUGCUGAAAGCUCAUCGUGAAAAGUGCUUUCAGACCAGAAACCCUCCCACAGAAGCUGCAUCCACAGAGCUUGAACCCGUCUCCAACAACCCAUCAUAUGUGACUGAUCAAAGUUCCUCGAACCCAAAGGACUUUGGACCAUGUUCUGCAUUCCUGAUCGCACAGACCCACGCGAGAGACGCGUAACUACUGAACUCUUUCCUUACCGAGCUAGAGGUACUUAGCUUCGGUGUACAAACCAAGUAUCUAACGCUCCUCAGAAUAAAAAAAUGUUGCCUUGAGAGAGGUAAAAACAUAGUGUGCCAUAUUUGGUAUUACAGUAUACAGCCUUCAAAUGUAGCUGCCAUUAAAUAUAUAAAAAUCUAUGUAUGUAUAUGUAAGUAUAGUUAUAUUUGCAAUAUCUAUUAAAUAUACUGAAGAAUUAUAGCUACGGUUACAGUCAUUACUCCUCAUAUGAUAGCAUUAUCCAUGUCUUAGCAUUCUAUGGGAAUUUAGGAGGACUAAAAUGCAGUAUGAAAGCAUGUGAAGAUUUGGGCCUGAAGUAAAUAGAUGAAGAAAAUAGAAAAAUUGAUUGUUGAGGCAAAUUUCCUUUUUUUUUUAUUGUUUAUGCAUCAAUGAGGUCAGAAUAUUGCUAUUUAUCCUCUCAAAUCUUCCAUGAAUUCUCUCUAUGCUAUCGGUUCUAUCGCUUUUCUGUUCUUUAUAGUCUUUAAAGGUCACAGUAAGGGUUAAUGUGUAUUGAAACAUACUGCACCUUAUAAUAAGAACCGGAAGCGUUUAAUUCUUGUUGGGGUGGGACGUCUGAUCCGAAUCAUUGUGAAGGUGAUUUUAAUUCUUGUUGGGGUGGGACGUCUGUCCAGGACGAUCCGAACUUUUAUUGUGAUGGUGAUUCUCCACCUUGCUCAAAUAUAUCAUUAUCUUUACUUAGAUUUUUUUUUUUUUUUUAAAGAUGGAUGUAGCAACACUGUGCUAAUGGUACAUGGCGAUGAGUGUAGUGCAGAUGCAGCUCAGCAUGUACCAAUACACAGAUAUGUGUGACUGUUAUCAGUUAGACGCAUUUUUAUUAUUUCUAGUGCACUGAAUCAGGAAGACGUUGUCUCGUAGCAAAAGACUGUAUAGAAACUUAAAUGAAAGAUGUUACUGAGAUUCAAUACUUUGGUUGUACACAAAAUUGAAUUUAUUGCUUUUUGUUACACUCUGCCCGAUUCCUUCAAACUCCUUCAAAACCUGAAAUUCCAAGUACAUAUCCUAGCACAUCCAAAACAUCCUAGCAAAUAAAAAUAAUCUGUACUUCAAAUGAACAACAAGCGAAUGCAGGUGAAAACGCACAUUAUUAUAUACAGUAACGAACAUUGUGUAUUCUUAUGUACCCCCACCCCCCAAAAAAAGUGUAUUUUUCUUUCUUUUUGUAUGUGUAUGAAAACAUUUGGGGAAGUAGAGGGGAGUAAAUGUUAGAGAAAUGUAGUUCCUGGACCAACGUACCAGCUACAGUAAUUUCCUCUAAAACCCCACCCUACUAUUGACCUUUUAAAUCCAAAAAGCAAAUAGGGAUUUAUUUCCUGUAUUUUUGUUGUAACGUUGCUGAAUCUCUUUGCAAGCACUUUCUUUCAAACCUUUGCACAAGACAUUUGUAUAUUUUAAAUGUGUUGUCGUGAUCAUUCUGUGAGAUUGGAAACUGUGAUGAAAUGCUGAUAUUAUAAUCCAGCACCUUAUUUUGACCAAGUAAGCCGUUCUGCUUUACCCAUUUUCCAAUUUAAUUUGACUUUAAAUGACCUAUAGGGUAAAAGUGUAUUCACCAGAUUACCUCUGUACCUCUACUAUGCCAAUUUAAUACUGUAAUCUAUUUGUAUGGUGUUAAAUAUGUUUGUCCUCCAUGUGUCAGAUGAGUGUUUUUCUUUCAGGCCAAUAGAAGUUCUUGUCUUAGUUUUGAAGAGUUUAAUGUGGUCAUUGUGAUUUUGGAAAGUUAAAAGCUGAGCUCAUAUUACUGCAGUAGUUUUCUUUAAUAUAUAUAUAUAUAUAUAUAUAUAUAUAUAUAUAUAUAUAUAUAUUUUUUAACUGUAUUCUAAAAAAGGUGUUAUGUUUUCUGGACUAUGGAGACCCAUUAAAGGUUAUACGCUCA